AUGCCAUCUUCCACCUCCAUGGUAGAGCCACGCGGCUGUCCAGAGCAGGCUGAGCCCGAAGACUUGCCGCCAUCGCAUCGGCUGAGGUUUCGUGACUCAGGCAUCGCGACCUCGCCCACAGCUGCGCCCUUCGUCUCCCAUCCAGCGCUGCAGAUAUGUCCCCCGGCCAGAGACGAUGCCAGCGCGCCUGUAGAAGGACAUCAAGACCACCAGCAGCAGCAUCAGCAAGGCCAGCAGACGCCAUUGGCGCCGAUAGUCGACUCGAGCCCAGCGACGCCACGGACGCCGGUGCUGCUGCAGCUGCGUACUGACAUUCCCUCAGUCCACCACCAGCCGUCUCAGUAUAUCCAUCAGCCGGCUGCCCAGGACCAGCAGCGUCAGUCUCAGCAGCAGCCACAGCAUCAACACCAGCCGGGAGCAGCUGGGUUUGACCAGCAUCUUCAUCUGAGCCGGUCAACGGCCAGCUUGCCACGCAGAAUCCCCAGCAUCCGCCAUGCGCUGGCCGAAGUGCACUCGAGCGCCGGCUCUCUCUCGCCCGGCUCUGCCUUCUCGUCGCCCCAGCUCGCCGGGCUCAGCGACCUCACGCCGCUGCCAUCGCCCAUACAGCUGCUGGCAUCGCCGCCAUGGGGCUCGACCAGCACCUUUUCCCUGUCUCGCGUCUCUUCGACAGCCUCCAGCCGCGAGCUGCAUCUCCCUCCACCGUUGACAACUGCCCGGCCGAGACUGGUCCAGCCAUCAUCCGCAUCGGUACCAAGUGCGACUCCAGGCUCGCCCGAGACUGCGACCAACCCAUCCCAGCUGGCUGCCCCCAAGCGUGACCACCGACACACCCGCAAUCGCAGCCUGAGCGAGUACGUCCCGCCAGCGCUCCAGGUCCAUCCGUCAACCCGGAAGGCCGCUGCUUCCGAAGUCUCCCGGGCCCGGGAAAGUGAUGCCGCGAGAGACGGGUGCCCCAAACCGAAUCUGCAGAGGGAGGAAUACCUGGCUGCACAGCGUGGCAUAGCUGUCCUUCCACCGCCGCUGCCUACGCCCACCUCCGCCCUAGAGUCGCCUGAUAUCGGUAUACUUGAUAAUGCAGUUUACAAGGUCCAGUCAAUUCGAUCCAAGCAACCUCGUACAUACCACUGGCAGAGGCUCCUGGGCCAGGGAGCCUUUAGCCAGGUUGUCCUUGCAGCCCGAGAGGAGGAUGGAGCUGUCAACCCUCAAUCUCGCCGUCUGGUGGCCGUCAAGAUUGUUGAGUACGGGCCGGCUGGAGGAGCAGACGAGGAACGUGUUGAGGUCUCACUCAACAGGGAAGUUGAGAUCCUCAAAUCCAUCGACCAUCCGUCCAUUGUCCAGCUCAAGGCCUUUGGAAGCGACCCGAAACGAGCCCUCUUGGUGCUCGACUACUGCCCUGGAGGCGACCUGUUUGAAUUUGCCAGCAUGCGGAUGAAGCGGAUUAAUCCUCCGCUGAUUGAGAGAAUCUUCUCUGAACUCGUCGAUGCUGUCAGAUAUCUCCACAGAAACCACAUCGUCCACCGGGAUAUCAAGCUAGAAAAUGUGCUGUUGAACAUGCCAUUUGCAAAAAUGCAGGAUAUCUCUGACUGGCGACUCUACCCUCGCGCCGUCGUCACGCUAACAGACUUGGGUCUCUCACGGCGCAUCCCACAGCCUCCUGAGAGCCCUCUUCUACGCACCCGCUGCGGAAGCGAAGACUACGCUGCUCCUGAAAUCUUAAUGGGUCAGCCAUAUGACGGCCGCUCCACCGAUGCCUGGGCCCUGGGUGUUCUCCUCUACGCCAUCAUGGAGAACCGUCUGCCUUUCGACCCUCUGCCAGGCACUAGAGGAGACCCAGCUAAGCUCCGGGCUCGCACUCCGCACCGCAUCGCCCGCUGCGAAUGGAGCUGGUACCGCUAUGCCGAUCCGGACGGGGACUGGGACCCGGUCAAAGGUAGAGAUCUCGAGGGCCCCCGGCGUUGCGUCGAGGCCCUUUUGAAACGAGGAAGUAAACGUAUGCAUCUUGACGAAGUGGCUGAUAUGGAAUGGAUUAAGAAUGCUAUUGCGGCUGACGUCCUGCCCCUGAAACGCGGUGAUAUCGAGGUUCCUUGA
Molecule: messenger RNA, 2088 nt
Organism: Nannizzia gypsea CBS 118893
Lineage: Eukaryota; Fungi; Ascomycota; Eurotiomycetes; Onygenales; Arthrodermataceae
Product: catalytic protein kinase domain-containing protein
Exons: 2
Coding region: 1-2088 (695 amino acids)
Biological process (GO): intracellular signal transduction; protein phosphorylation
Cellular component (GO): cytoplasm
Molecular function (GO): protein serine/threonine kinase activity; ATP binding
Source: RefSeq, a predicted model, not a curated record